Messenger RNA from Racocetra fulgida, 2150 nucleotides. Lineage: Eukaryota; Fungi; Glomeromycota; Glomeromycetes; Diversisporales; Gigasporaceae. The record is from the annotation of a GenBank genome assembly.
CAUUAUUGGAAAACGACAGUUUUAAUCCUUAUAAAUGCAAAUCUAACAUGUCUAACAUGGAUGACUUCAGGCCUCCGGAGAACCCUUAUGGCCCACCUGUAGCUCCUUCUCAAAGGACUGAGGUACCUUCACAAAGAGGGUACAGGGGAGGAAGCCGUGCAAGGCAGCAGCGACAAUGGAGUCGUGGAAGUGGAGGGAGCCAACAAUCUGGUAACAAUAACCUGGGGUAUAAUGGCAGUAACACUGGCAAUAGUGGAAGGGGAAGAAGAGACAAUAAUUAUUAUGGCCGACGUCCGCGUGAUAAAAGUAGGGAAGGGUGGGGAUAUAGACAGUAUAAUGACCGUCAAGGAAGAUCUUAUCGUGAUGGCUCGUCAUAUCGUGAUAGUUCAUCUUAUAGAGAUGGAAGUUCUUCUCAUCGUGACCGAAGCAGGGAUAGUUGGCAAGGUCAACGGCAGUAUAAUGACCGGUCAUCACGUUCGUAUCGUGAAAACAGCUGUCCACCAAGACAAAACCGAUUGAAUCAACAACAUGAUCGACAACCGCCGUGGCAUCAAGAACGUUACCACCAAUAUCCACCUCAGAAUGGUAUCGUGCAACAAAGUAGUUGGGCUACUAAUAACAUUUCUGGGUCAUCUGGUCCACACGGACCGCAUUCACAUCCGCAUAGUGCAUUGCUGUCACAAGGAGUUUCGCAACAGCCACAUUCAUCACAAUCAUUGCCAGGGCAACUCGGACCUCCGGGUGUGCCUGGACAUAGUCUUCAAGGCGCUCAUGGAAUACCUCAGGGUCCUCCCGGUCAAAUAAGUCACCAAGGACAGAUUAGUCAAGGGGGACAUAUUGGUCACAUAAGUCAACAUGAACAUGAACGGCAGCAAUCUUCACAUUUGAGUCAGCCAGGUGCGCCUGGAACACAUUCAUCAAUUGGCCUAUAUAGUGAUCAAAAUAAUUAUCAAGAGCCUGCACCAUUUCAAGGGCAAUUGCCUCCACACAUUCAAACGUGGGAUCAACAUGCACCAAAUUAUCAUCAUCAGCAUGGCCACCAUUAUCCAACAGAUAAUUAUUAUCCCCAUCAAGCAUACGAACAUUAUACAGGUCAAUAUUCAUAUAUCAACGGUAGCGAGUAUAACCAGCCAAUAGAUAAUAAACAUACGAUACCACCGCAUCCGCCACCCCAACCUCCAAAUGUAUCACAUUUUGGAAUACAACAUGCGCAUGCAAAUACCACACACCCACCACAUAUAUCGCAGUUGCGAUCACCAAUAUCGCCAAACCAUUCAUACCAACAACCUCCUCAUCCCCAACCUACUACAUUACCGAUCAGACCAACUCAGCAACCAGUGAUUCCACCUCCUUCACAGCAAGGUGCACAAAAUGUUCCAACUGGAUUAGCACAAGUGAAUAUUACCCCAUUACAAAUUAAACCAACUGAACUAUAUGAAAAAUUAGGCCAAGUAGGAGAAGGCACAUAUGGGCUGGUAGAUAAUAGUCUAAUAAAUUGUGAUAUUGGAUUUGUUACUAUCAUUGAACUCUCGUUUUAUAGCAAAGUAUACAAAGCUAAAAAUCGUGACACUGGUGAGAUAGUGGCGCUCAAGAGAAUACGCAUGGAAUCAGAAAAGGAAGGGUUUCCUGUUACUGCUUUACGUGAAAUUAAGCUUCUUCAAAGACUUCGACAUGAUCAUAUAGUUCAUUUAAAGGAAAUAAUGGUUUACCAAGAACUUAAAUUGGCCGACUUUGGACUUGCUCGUCAUUUUAAACCUCACCGAAUGCAUGAUUAUACAAAUCGUGUGAUUACAUUAUGGUACCGUCCUCCGGAACUUUGUUUGGGUGCUACUGAAUACGGACCGGAAGUCGAUCUUUGGAGGGCUGAUGAAAUCUCUCAGCUUGAAAAAAUAUUUGAAUUAAUGGGCGUGCCAACAUGUCAGGAAUGGCCAUCCAUAAUAGACUUGCCAUGGUAUGUGGCACUUCAAUUUCCUGAAAUUUUGAAGCCCAAAUUCAGAGAAAUAUACUCGAAGGUUCUAUCUUCAGCAGCUCUUGAGUUAGUUGAAGCUCUUUUAUCGGUGAAUCCUGCUAAACGACCCUCUGCCCGAGAGGCCUUGAAUUUUGCUUAUUUUACAUCCGAAGAACCCUUAGCAUGUUCUCCGGGGGAGUGA